This is a messenger RNA of Notothenia coriiceps (black rockcod), 3511 nucleotides long. RefSeq names its product arylsulfatase B (gene arsb). The record is from RefSeq and is a predicted model, not a curated record. Gene Ontology annotation, molecular function: sulfuric ester hydrolase activity. The transcript is spliced from 8 exons. Bases 217 to 1761 code for a protein of 514 amino acids. NCBI's taxonomy places the organism in Eukaryota, Metazoa, Chordata, Actinopteri, Perciformes, Nototheniidae.
CACCUAGACGCAGUAACUUCAAAACUUUAGGGACUUUUUGUGUGUGGAUGUUAUAACGAAAAAGAGAAGAAGUUAUGACAACCUAGCUCUAAGCGUUUUACUCGCCAUGUUUUUAUUUUUUCUACCGUUGUAUAGCCUACCGGAUUUCCUUAUUUACAUUGUGACAGACGAUUUGGACUUAAUAGAGCUCUGCUGAGUUCUUACCUGAGACUAACGAUGGAUUACCCGCUCUUUUUAGCUGUGUUUCUCGUGAGCUCCUCUAUGGUGUUAGCCUCCCAGCAGCCCAACAUCGUGUUCAUCCUGGCAGAUGACUAUGGUUGGUAUGAUGUCGGCUACCACAGCUCAGAGAUCCGCACGCCGAACCUGGACAAGCUGUCCGCGGGAGGAGUCCGCCUGGAGAACUACUAUGUCCAGCCUCUGUGCACCCCGUCCAGAAACCUGCUGAUGACCGGGAGGUACCAGAUCCGCACCGGCAUGCAGCACCAGAUCAUCUGGCCCUGUCAGCCCUACUGUGUGCCUCUGGACGAGAAACUGCUGCCUCAGCUGAUGAAGGAGGCGGGCUACGCCACUCACAUGGUGGGCAAGUGGCACCUGGGCAUGUACAAGAAGGACUGCCUGCCCACACGCCGGGGCUUUGACACAUACUUUGGUUACCUCACAGGUAGCGAGGAUUACUUCACUCAUGUCCGCUGUUCUCGGAUUGCUGCUCUGAACCUGAGUCGCUGUGCAUUGGACCUGCGGGACGGAGAAGAGGUCGCCACGGGAUACAAAGGAGACUAUUCCACUGAGCUGCUCAGCCUGAGAGCCACCAGCAUCAUCACAAAACACAACUCUAACAAGCCACUCUUCCUGUACGUUGCGCUUCAAGCAGUCCAUGCUCCGCUGCAGGUGCCCGAGCGCUACCUGGCCCCCUACAGUUUCAUCAAAGACCCCCAUCGCAGGCAGUAUGCCGGCAUGGUGUCGGCCAUGGACGAGGCCGUGGGAAACAUCACCCUGGCCCUGCAGCAGGGGGGGCUGUGGGACAACACCAUCCUGGUGUUCUCAACAGAUAACGGAGGUCAGACGCUGAGUGGUGGCAGCAACUGGCCGCUGCGAGGAAGGAAGUGGUCUCUGUGGGAAGGAGGGAUCCGGGGAGUGGGGUUUGUCGCGAGCCCGCUGCUGAAGCAACCUGGGACCGUCAGCCACAAACUCAUCCACAUCUCUGACUGGCUGCCAACCCUCGUUGGCCUGGCCGGAGGGAGCACCAAAGGCACCAAGCCACUGGACGGAUUCAACGUGUGGAACACAAUCAGCAAAGGCUUUGCCUCACCCAGACUGGAGCUGCUGCACAACAUUGACCCUCUGUAUAAUGACAUCGCUCCGUGUCCUGGCACUCAGCGCCAGUCAUCCUUGGCUCAGGUGGUCAGCGGAGGCUCCUGGGCCAAUUCUGGCUUCAAUGUGUCCAUUCACGCCGCCAUCCGAUCCUCCAACUGGAAGCUGCUGACGGGCUACCCAGGUUGUGACGUUUGGUUUCCGCGACCCGGGCACAACAGCUCCGAUUCAAACCCCCCCCAGACGGAUCCACUGAAGCCCGUAAUGCUGUUUGACAUAGAAAAAGAUCCGGAGGAGAGGAAUGAAUUAUCCGCUCACUUCCCCACAGUAGUAGAGUAUCUUCUCACUAGGCUCAACCAAUACCAGAAAAAUGCUUUACCGAUAAACUUCCCCGAUGAGGACCCCCGAUGUGACCCGGGUCCCACUGGAGCCUGGGGACCCUGGGCAUAGGGUGGAAAUGACAGUUAUGAAUGCUGUAGCACUUUGUUAAAUGUGAAUUUCAGCAGCAGGAAUCUCUUCUGCUGAGAAAAAGAGUAACAUUUUGAAAGACAUUAUGAUAGUGAGAUUGAAUGUAUAUCAACUUAAAGACAGCUGUUUUUAUCCCAUUAUUAUUAUUUCCGCUUUUGUUCCUUUGUCAGUUGUUUAUUGGGAAAACUUCUAGCCUGUUGCAUGGUCAAAGAAAGAUCCCAUAUCAUUUUGCAGCGUUGUUUUUCCCUUUCGUUUACAUGGUGCGAUAGGGCAUUUGGCCUUGGCGGAGGUCUUUGUUCUCCAAGUGCCUUUUAAUAUUUGCCAAAGACUUUUUAUUUUUCGCCAACCAAUGGAAAAAGCCAUUAAUUGACUGACUGGUACUGCCAUUACUAUUGAUCGUUGUGUCCCAGCUCUGAAAUGCUUACAGAGGUUUAGUUAAAGCGAUUGCGUAAACACUGUUUGCUACACAUGUUGCUGAUUUGGAAAGACCUUAUCUCCCUGCUGUUUGCACUUCAUUUAUCUACUGUUGAGAAGCCGCAGGCUCCUUGUAUGUGUCAAACAGAAGGACUGUUUUCAUACCUGAGAGACAUAUUUCACCAACCAAUCUAUGGUGUCUUUUGGGAGGUUUUGAAGGAUCGUACAGGAGAAAGCAGAUUGUGUCAUGUUAUAUUUACAUCUUGUUGCAUGGCCACCCAAUGUCCAAAAAGGUCAAAUUUUUACUUUCAAAUAUAUUUCCUUAAAUAAACUGUGCUUUACUUAUUAUUAUUGUACUAUUGGUGCACACUUUGAAACUGUGUACUGGUUGUACUGUAGCUAUGAAUCCAAGUUAUAUGAUUUGUUCCGGAAAACAAAUACUACAUAAUAAAGAGGCUUCAAAAUGUAGUGAAAUGGUUUGUAAAAAGACUGAAUAUUCAUAUUCUUUGUGCUGAAAUGUAGUUAAUUACAAGUGCUUUUUUUAGUUUACUCGUUCCCCUUCCAGUUGCCUUAACGUUAACAAUUGGGUUAGCAGUGUAUUUCUGUUUGGAGGUUGAAAAUGUGAGGAAUUUCUUCACAUGCACUUCACAUAUCCAUUAUGUUAUGGCUUCAACAAAAACUCCCACAUGCCAGUCAUUCAUGAAUGUGCAGUUCUCACGGAGGUGAUUUAGAUACAGUUAUGGUGAUACAUCUUAUAUUUUCUUACUACAUCAUAUAUUACAAAAAAAAUACUAAAGGGUAAGGAAAUCUCAGACUUCCAAUUGAAGGAUUUGCAUAUUUGGAAGUUAAACAGUUGAAACUAAUUUCCUUGAUACAUCCACCCUCUUUAACCUUUGGCCUCUUGGUGAUUGACCUCCCACUGGCAGCCGCAUGCAGACAACCACAGGAAAUACUCCCUGCAGAGAGGGGGCGGCCCGUCCUAAUGUGGGCUGUGACCCUUGACCUUCCAUGUAUAUUGAUUGGCAGCGAAGCAAGCAAACAACAAUGCUGGUGACCGUGGAAAACAUAGGGCUGUUUAGAGUCAAAUGUCACCGACUCUUGUUUCCUUUAUAAAUGUGUUUUUUUGGAACAAUUGUUUGACCUAUCACUCUAAAAGUCAGCACUUUGUUGUUAAUAUUCACGUUGUCGUUUGUGCUCAGCUGAUGGCAUAGUUUGAUAUGAAAUCAUAAGCUUGACAUAGGUCUAUCAGUAAAGGAGUAAUGGGAGUUGUAUUUUUAUUUACUUUGUUGCCAAGUGUUAAAUGUUUAGAUACCACUGU